AUGGGACUACCCUCUCUGCUCGUCGGCCUCACCUCUCGCCUCAAGGCGGCUACCAUCCCUCACCUCACCCUUCCCUCAGGAGACAAAAUACAGGACCUGCCCACUAUGUCCGCCUACUGCACAAGCUUCUACACAGCCUUAUACAGCGGCCAACAUCAACCCUCCCCCUCUCCAGACUUCUGGACACACAUAUACCCAUCCGCCUUACCGCAACCCCUGAUAGCGCGACUGGCGGCCCCCAUCUCCCUCCUUGAAGUUCAACGCGCCAUCAAAACUCUGGCGAGGGGAAAAACUCCUGGGCAAGACGGCCUGGCAGGCGACUACUUCCGAACUUACUCGAACCAGUUCGCUCCCGCGCUCCAACGACUUUUCACUGCCAUCGAAAGCUCCCAGCAGAUGCCUGCAUCAAUGCUCCAUGGGCAAACCAUUCUCAUCCCCAAACGUACUGACGCCGCCUUCGUGGAGAAUCUAAGACCGAUUACGCUAAUGAAUUCGGACUACAAAGUGCUGGCGCUUUGCCUGGCACAACGUUUGCAACUCAUUCUCCGCCGGAUCAUACAUCCUGCACAGUCAGCUUUCAUAAAAGGCCGCCGCAUUGGGGACACCAUCAAUGACUCUUUAGAUCUCCUGGAGUGGGCAGAAAGAAAAAACCUUCCCCUCAUACUAGUCACGGUUGAUAUCAAGAAAGCAUACGAUAUGGUCGACCGCGAUUUCCUCUACACGUGUCUCUCACACCUCGGGCUCCCACCAGAAUUUGUCACAUGGGUUCGUCUGCUUCACUCAGGAACUAGCACACAAGUGCUCGUGAAUAACCUGCCCGGUCCCUCCUUCCCUGUACGUACCGGUGUUCGGCAAGGCUGCCCACUGGCACCCCUGCUCUUUAUCUGUGUCAUUGAGGUUCUCCACCGCCACCUCUCCGUCUCCCUCCCUGGCUCUGCCUUAUCCCCUACGCAACGUCGGCUAGCUGCUUGUUAUGCCGACGACAUGUCUCUCUUCCUCAAUUCAGGCGCUGAACUGCAGUUAGCUAUUAGCCUGCUCCAAUCCUUUGCAGAUAUCUCGGCCGAACACCCCAAUCGGUCUAAAUGCUCAUUAUCCCUUUUCCACGUUCCGGCCAGCGACAUUGCCCUCACAUGUCCCAUACCUGUACGACACCCGAACGAAGCCGAGCACAUUUUGGGCAUAUACAUCCAAUCGGACGCACCUGGAGCGACCACAUGGGAGAAAAUUACCUGCAGAAUCCGCAUAACGGCGGCUUUCUUUGCCAAACUACACGCCACCGUCACCUGCCGAUCUGCCUUAAACACCGAGCGCCUGGUUCCCCUUUUCGGCUUUGGAGGUCGCUUUCAGCCCCCCCCUGAAGGUGUCACCAAACAACUAGACCUCAUCGUUGGAAACCUCCUGUCCACUUCCAAGUAUCGUGCCCAUGGCAGAGGAACCAGGCUUGUUCCGAAGAAAUACCUUUACAACAAGCGUUGCCACGGCGGUGUCGGAGCCAUUGAACCCUCCAAGCAUAUACAAGCGCUGAACGUGCAACGCGCUGCCCGUCGUUUUCUUCCCACCCCAACAGAGGAAAUCGCCAGAACAUGCUGCACCUUACCAUAUGGGCUGCACUGCUUCCUCGCCCACAAGGAUAUCCUCAAAUACCUGCCUGAUACAACGCCGGCACGUGCAGCCGCGGAACUCGCCGCCACUUUGGCGCUCCCCACGGCUGUCCACCCGCCCAGACUUGAACCGUGGGUGCUCAUGGCAGAACCGCUCGCCUUCAACCGGGAAAUACGGCGAACACAUGGCCGUCCCUUCGGUCGACUCAAAGGAGAAAAGUUCCUCCUCGCCAAGGAGCUACGACUCGGUGACAUUCUGGCUCCCGGGUCCGCAGGCUCCCGCAAGCUCGAAGACGAGGAAAUCAAGGCCAAGUUCCCCUCGGAAGAGUACCCCGGCGCCUUACGAGUCAUCAAGGACAUAUACCAUGCCGAAAAGGCGGCGUCGCGUUCAGCGCGAGUGGUUUCCGGCGUAGUAUCCGGCAUUAUACCCGGCGACGCGUUCGUCAUGAAUGCUCAGGCGAGCAUCGUCAGGCCGCCUGCGAGCACUUUCGCCGUGGCGCCACCUGGCAGCCUGGGAUUCGUCAGGAGCGUGUUGUCGUCGGACAGGGGUACUAUCAGAAGGCGUGUUUUCGUCAAGGAGCUGACUCCAAGUUUCCAGGGCAUGCGCGCCUCGAGAUCAGAUUCCACCUCUAUCCCCCCAGCUUCGCCUCCUUGGUCAUCCUGGCGACGGUCCUCCGUUAUAACAACACUUGCUUCUAGCACACCCGUUCCUGUGUCACAAGUGAAGGUCGGAACCGGCUCGCCUUCCCCUCUGGGGCCGUCUCUAGUGGAGAAGCGCGCCAAGCCAGAAGGCUACAGCAGGCUGCCUGCCCGAGGAACCGUCAACUUUGCUCUUUUCUCCAAGCAUGCUACAGCCGUGACCCUCUGCCUAUUCCUGUCUGGCAAGCAGGGCUCGCCUCCUGACCUCGAGAUUGCCCUGGAUCCCAACAGCCAACGAACGGGCGACAUCUGGCAUGCUUCUGUGGAGAACGUGCCUCUAUGCGGCAUGCUGUAUGCUUACAAGGUGGACGGCCCCAAGGGGUGGGGCGAGGGCCACCGAUUCGACCCCUCCCUGCUGCUGCUAGAUCCCUACGCACCUCUGGUGGAUGGGAGGAGGAAGUUUGGGGAUGAGAGCCAACGGAUGGCUCAGAUGUACGGCACGUUUGACUUUGAAUCCGAGCUGUUCGAUUGGGGAGAAGCAGAAGCCAAGAGAAAGCCAAUUCCCGAGAAAGACGUGAUUAUAUACGAGAUGAACGUGCGGGCGUACACUGCAGAUCCCUCCAGCGGGGCUGAGGAGGGGAGACGAGGAAGCUACUCAGCUGUCGCGGAUAAGGUGCAGCACCUGGUGCAGCUGGGGGUGAACGCGGUGGAGCUGCUGCCCAUCUUUGAGUAUGACGAGAUGGAGUUUCAGAGGCGGCCCAAUCCGCGUGAUCAUAUGGUGAACACGUGGGGGUACUCCACUGUCAACUUCUUCGCCCCUAUGUCCCGCUUCGCCUCCAAUGCUGGUGGCCCCGUGGCUGCAGCACGUGAGGUGAAGGAGAUGGUGAAGCAGCUGCAUGCGGCGGGGGUGGAGGUGAUACUGGAUGUGGUUUACAACCACACCAACGAGGCUGACGAUACCUUCCCCUAUACGACCUCCUUCCGAGGGAUUGACAACAAGACGUACUACAUUGUCCAGCCCAACAACUAUGUGCAACUGGCGAAUUACGCUGGGUGUGGUAACACACUCAACUGUAACCACCCGGUGGUGAUGCAGAUGAUCCUGGAUAGCCUCCGGCACUGGGUGCAGGAGUACCACGUGGAUGGAUUCCGAUUCGACCUCGCCAGUGUCCUGUGCCGGGGGACCGACGGGGAGCCCCUUAAAGCGCCUCCUCUCAUUCGGGCCAUCGCCAAGGACGAGGUGCUAUCUAAGUGCAAGCUGAUCGCGGAGCCCUGGGACUGUGGGGGACUCUACCAAGUGGGGAGCUUUCCUAACUGGGACAGGUGGGCGGAGUGGAACGGCAAGUAUCGGGACGACGUGCGCAAGUUCAUCAAGGGCGAUGAGGGCAUGAAAGGGCCCUUUGCCACUCGACUGGCUGGAUCUGCUGACAUGUACCAUGUCAACCAGCGCAAGCCCUAUCACAGCAUCAACUUUGUCAUCGCUCACGACGGCUUCACACUCAGAGACCUCGUGUCUUACAACUUCAAGCACAACGAGGCGAAUGGGGAGGAAGGGAGGGAUGGCAGCAACGACAACUUCAGCUGGAAUUGUGGCGUGGAAGGUCCCACGCAGGAUGAGGGCAUCAUUGCGUUGAGAAACCGGCAAAUGAGGAACUUCCACAUCGCGCUCAUGGUCUCCCAGGGGACCCCCAUGAUGCUGAUGGGGGAUGAGUACGGCCACACGCGCAACGGCAACAACAACAGCUACGGGCAUGACACCGCACUCAACCACUUCCUCUGGAACCAGUUGGACCAGGCCCGCUCGACUCUCUUCCGCUUCACAGCAGCAGUCAACCGCCUUCGCUCCUGGCACCCAGCCCUUGGCCAAGCCAAUUUCCUCUCGCCCCGGGACAUUACAUGGCAUGAAUACAACUGGGAUAACUACGAGAGUAGAUUCCUUGCCUUCAGCCUGCAUGACGUCUCUGGGACGUGUGGUGACCUGUACGUGGCCUUCAAUGCUCAUUCCUUCGCUGUGGAUGCUGGCCUGCCUCCCCCACCUGCCGGCCGUCAAUGGGUCCGAGUGGCGGACACCAACUUGCCAUCUCCACGGGACAUUGUGGAUGAUCUGGACACAAUUGCAACCAAUGGGCGCGUUAUCAGCGGCACCUACAAUGACUACAUCGUGCCGGAGGAGUAUGUAAUUGUAAUGAAGGAGUCGAUGCUCAACACGUGCCCUGUCACCCCUUACGAGGACGUUCGGGUCGUCAUCCAAUCAGAGCUCGGCAAACCACCAGAGGAGAUCUUCUCCUCAUUCGACCCCGUGCCUGUGGCGAGUGCCUCUUUGGCCCAGGUGCAUCGAGGCACGCUGAAGUCAGGGGAAGACGUGGCAGUGAAGUCAGGGGAAGACGUGGCAGUCAAGGUGAGCUUCAGGUGGAGGCUUAAGGGACAUGAGGCACACCGAGGUCAGUUUGACGAGGUAGUCAAGGUGAGAUGCAGGUGGAGACCGACAGGCAGCACGGUUUUUGUUGAGGGCCCGUCCCUUCCUUCCCAAACCCCUCGCACCCAUUCCCAACCCUACCCACUUCUCCCCACCCUGCCCCUUCCUUCCUCAACCCUCACCAUCGCAUCCCACCAGGUGCAGCAUGCACAUCUGCUUGACACGGCAGCAGCAGACAUGCUGUCAGUCAAAACAUUAAAAACCCCUCACUACCCCUCGUCACCGCUCCCCACUCAUCCCCACCAGGUGCAGCACGCGCAUCUGCUGGACACGGCAGCAGCAGACAUGGUCUCAGUGCGACUUGUCAUCUCUGCACUUCUUCCCCCUUCCACCAGGCCUCUCAUAUCCCCUCCAUUCCAUCUCUCCCCUCUACAGGAGCUAGAUUUCACCCUCGAAGCAUCCAACGGUCGGCAUUGCAUGGCCAACUUUCGAUCCUCACCGUCGAAGCUCCUGAGGGAGUCCGUGGCGGUGCCGAGAAGCUUCCCGGAGCUUACCGGGCAGCGGGUGCUGACAAUGGAGUGGAUGGAGGGCGUGCCUCUGACUGACGUGGCAAGGCUCAAGGACAUGGGGAUCAACCCUGCUGACGUGGCAAAACUGUACAGCAUUGCGCUGGGCGCCGGGGCAGACAUUCAUGUAAACACUUCCCUGCUUUUCCCUUCCUCUCCUCCCACCCCUCCCGUCUCUCCAGGCUAUGUGGAGCCAGAGAUUGUGCUGCUGGAUCACGGGCUAUACCGGCAACUCCCAGAUUCUCUCCGCCUCAACUACGCGCACCUCUGGAAGGCCCUUGUGCUGGCGGACGCGCGAGGCAUCAUGCAGUACAGCAUUGCGCUGGGGGCCGGUGCGGACCUGUAUGCCAUCUUUGCUGCGACGCUCACCCUGCGAUCGUGGGAGAACAUUGUUGAGGCGUCUUCGGAUCACCUGUUUAUCCCAGACACCGCUGAAGAGAAGAAACAUUUGCAGAAAUCAGCAGCAGCUUAUUUCAACGACAUAACGCGCCUCCUCGCUCGCUUGCCACGGGUCUUGCUGUUGCUCCUCAAAACCAAUGACUGCCUUCGGUCCCUGGAUACUGCCCUGGGCACACCAGUCAACGCAUCCAUUAUCGCCGCACGUCUCGACGUUUUCCGCGCGGCUUCAGCCAUUUCGAUCCGCAUUAUGGAGCGGUACGACGUGGUGGUGGUGGGUGCGGGCAUCAUGGGCAGCUGCGCGGCGUACGAGCUGGCGAAGCGCGGGCGGUCCGUGCUGCUAUUGGAGCAGUUCGAUUUGCUGCACCGCCGAGACCAUUACACUGCGCUCAUGCCGCUCGCUUUUAAGUUAUGGGAGUCUGCUUCUAACGAGGCUGGAUACUCCCCCCUUACCAUCACCGGAGGCUUGGAUUUCGGCCCCCGCUGCAAUGCUGACCUGGCAGCCGUUCUCGCCAGCUGUCGCAACCACGACGUGCCACAUCAGCUCCUGGAGGGAGCUGCUUUGAGAGAACGGUUCCCGAUGUUCAACUUUCCGGAUGGUUCUUCUUCUGACGACGAUUUGGUCGGCGUGUUUUGUCCUGAUGCGGGGGUGCUGCAUGCAACGAAAGCCGUGGCCAUGUUCCAACAGCUGGCGGCGAAGCAUGGUGCAGCACUACGAGACAAAACGGCAGUUACUGCCAUCGAGCUGCUACAGGACAAAGAGGCAGUAGCUACAGGGCAACAGGAUCGCGGAGAGAGGAGCUCUGCAUAUCAGCAGCAGCAGAGGAGCUCUACGAGGCAGCAGGGUCGCAGCUCGCAGCAGCAAG
This is a messenger RNA of Closterium sp. Yama58-4, 6484 nucleotides long. The record is from the annotation of a GenBank genome assembly. NCBI's taxonomy places the organism in Eukaryota, Viridiplantae, Streptophyta, Zygnematophyceae, Desmidiales, Closteriaceae.